Sipha flava (yellow sugarcane aphid) is the source of this 519-nucleotide messenger RNA. RefSeq names its product zinc finger MYM-type protein 6-like. The record is from RefSeq and is a predicted model, not a curated record. The transcript has 3 exons. The coding region runs from base 1 to 519 and encodes 172 amino acids. NCBI's taxonomy places the organism in Eukaryota, Metazoa, Arthropoda, Insecta, Hemiptera, Aphididae.
AUGUACCGGGAUGGCAUUGAACAAAUGGCCCCGUGGUCUUGUGCGAUCGAACAGAGAUGGACUGGUUGUGGCAAUGUUCUCCAAAGGUGUAUUGAAUGCUCUGACGAAAUUAAGAAGUUUUUGGACGAACAAAAUCAAAUACAUGAAGAAUUAUCUGACUUGGAGUGGAUAGCCAGAUUGAUGUUCUUUGCAGAUUUCACCCAGCAUUUAAAUAAUUUGAAUAUUAAACUACAAGGUGAUAAUGAAAUAAUUACUUGUAUGUUUGAUAUGAUACAAGCAUUUCUGUUAGAAAAACUCAACUUAAAAGUGUUAGAAUGGUUGAAUUUAGAUGCUUUUAAAAUGCAGCUUGUAGAUUUUCAGUCGAGUACCAUAUGGAAAGAAAAAUCCGUUAUACUGAGAAAUGAAUUAGAAAAAAUUCAGCGUGAUAGGACAAUAGGCAAAUUGGUCGUAAACAUAGGGGACAAGAUUUUGAAAGUAUGGAAUGAAAUUCCGAAAGAUUAUUCCACUUUAAAAAAGUAG